AUGGUACACCUGGAGGAGGUUCGCCCUGAUUCUGGCAGGCGCCAUGAGCUCACCAAGGUCGCAGACUGCCCGGACACUCUAGAUGUAGCAGACGAGAAGCUCUACUGCGAGCCGUACGGUGUCCCUCACAAGCGCAUCGGAGAUGUGAUCCUUCCAGCUUUCCUGCAUUGCCAGUCCAUGGGAUCCCUGUCUGACCAAUGGCGGAUCACGGAGAACGACACGCUGCUGGCCAUCUCGCCAGGCCUCUUCCCAAACAUCCAAGUCCUGGAGCCUCUCUUCGCGCUGGCCGGCGAUCCGCUGCCUGCGGAUGCGUCCCCAGGCGGGCCCGUCGAGGGGGCCUGUGCCUUCCGCCAGCGCAUGCUGGAGAUGGAGACGAGCCAGGAGGAGUUGAGUCGGACCGGUAACCGCUGCCUCUUCACCCUCCUGCCGCCCUGGCUGCUGCCCAUGAACGGAGCUCGACGAUUCGGAAAGACAGCGGUUUUCCUCGCGGACCCACGCUACCUCAUCAUGAGGCAGCUGAAGAUGUGGGAGAUCUUCAAGACAUGCAUGGCCAAGAAGGGCAUAUCCGGCUGCCAGGGAUUUGGCUCGCUUGACGAGUCUGAAUUCCUGAGGGCUUACCUCGAGCAGGACUGCAGCCUUUCGGGGGAAGAGAUGCAACGCCUGUCGCGCUGGGCGGUGGAGGAACACAGGCAGCCGGGCAAAGUCAAGAUUUUCUUCGUGGAAGACUUCGUUGCAGAGCCUGAUGUGGCCCUGCGAGGCCUCGCUCGCUUCUUGGGCGUGCCCGACGAGUCCGAGGUCUUGCACCAGGCCAUCAAAAAGCUGGAGGGCCUGCGCCCGCACGGCCUGUUCUUCCCGCGCCAGGACAUGCUGGAGCUUCAGCAUUUCCUGACCAUCACAAUGGACUUUGAGUUACGGCUGGCCGAACUGCCCAACAAACUUCAGGGCGUCUGGCAGGACCGUGUGUCGAUGUGGCCUCAGUUGCCCAAUCUGCGACUUGCCACCUUGGGACAAAGCCUCCAGCGCCACAAGAUGUGGGUGGCUCCUAUUUGGUGGGCGGCCCACAGCGCCGAGAUCUGCAAGCCCUGCAGCUUCGCUCCACGUGGCGUCUGCCGUGCCGGCGAUGACUGCGACUUCUGCCAUGCGCCCAGCCACCGUGCGCCCUUGCGCCGGCCGAGCAAGAAGGAGCGCAUGCGACGCCUGCGCAAGUCCAUGCGGGAGGCAGCUGAAGCUGAAGCUGAAGAGGAAGAGUCGCUGACGAUCUCGACGUCGCCUUCGACCGCUUCCUCAGAGCUCGCCAAGGUGAAGCUCGGGGCUCGAUCGCGCACCCCAUCGCCAGGGGGAUUGUCGAGCUGA
This is a messenger RNA of Symbiodinium sp. CCMP2592, 1353 nucleotides long. NCBI's taxonomy places the organism in Eukaryota, Dinophyceae, Suessiales, Symbiodiniaceae. The record is from the annotation of a GenBank genome assembly.